Scatophagus argus is the source of this 3059-nucleotide messenger RNA. RefSeq names its product leucine-rich repeat and immunoglobulin-like domain-containing nogo receptor-interacting protein 1. The transcript is spliced from 2 exons. The record is from RefSeq and is a predicted model, not a curated record. Gene Ontology annotation, molecular function: protein binding. The coding region runs from base 408 to 2237 and encodes 609 amino acids. NCBI's taxonomy places the organism in Eukaryota, Metazoa, Chordata, Actinopteri, Scatophagidae.
AUAAUCCCCCAGCAUGCACCGAGCACCCGCGCAUCCACGGCCAGGUUGUUGUUGCCAUGAGGAUGGCGAAACAACAGGGGAACUGAGGCGCAGCACUUCCUCCGGUGGCAGAAUAUGUCAGAAUGGGAGGAUGAAGCUUUCUCGGUGUGUGUGUUUCUCUCUCUUUGCAGGUUUCAUUUGGAUGUAUUUUUGAGGUGGACGUGACGGAACCAAAAACUGCUCUUUUAAUUCUUUUUGCAUGUAUCAUCAAUUUAUCCAGAGACCAUUUUAGAGAGAGGAAAACAAAAAAAAACAAAAACAAAAACAAAACCCCACCACAUUUUUGUGUUUUUUCUUACUACAAUAUUAUCAAAAUGGAACACUUGCAGUGAGAAGCCCUGCAGGCUGAGGAGACGGCAGACCACCAGAUGUUUGAGGGGAUUGCUGUCCACCAGUGGCUGUGCUGGGGAGCUCUCUCCCUGUUGGCAGCAGGGGUGGCUUUAACAUCAGAAACACGCCGGCCGUGUCCACAGCCCUGCCGCUGCAACGCCGUGCUGUUGGAGGUGAACUGCUCUGUCGGCCAGUUUACCACAGUGCCUGACCAUCUCCCACAAGAUACCAAGCUUCUAAACUUAACACAUAAUAAGAUCAAGGCUCUGGUGCAUCAGCAGUUCCAGACUUUGACACAACUUUUAGACUUGGAUCUGAGUGACAAUAUUAUGGUUGUAAUUGAAGUCGAAGCCUUUCUGGGCUUGCAAAGUCUUAUAACUCUGCGUCUUGCUCGCAACUACCUAAAGAUUAUUCCUGUUGGAGCAUUUACUGGUUUGCCAAAACUGAAGUUACUGGACAUAAGCAGCAAUGGGAUCCUUGUUUUUCUAGAUUUUACUUUCCGUGACUUGGCUGUACUGCAGGUUAUUCAAGCUGCAGGUAAUGACUUAGUUUUCAUCUCAAAUCAAGCUUUUACUGGCUUAAACACUCUGCAAGAGCUGCACCUUAAUGCUUGCAACCUCAGUGCUGUGCCAACAGAGGCGCUCACACAACUUGGUGGGCUGAGAAGUCUUUAUUUUCACAGGCUGGGCCUCACUACACUGCCAAACUACUCUUUCCGCCACCUAGAGUGUCUCAAGGAACUGGUCAUUUCUCAUUGCCCCUGGCUAGAGAACCUCUCAGGAAACAGUCUCUUUGGCCUAAAUCUUACAUCCCUCACCAUUCGAAACGCUAAACUCAGCGCCGUCCCAUACGCCGCCUUACAUCAUCUUGUAUAUCUGGUAUACCUUGACCUGUCUUUUAAUCCAAUCACCUAUAUUCACGGGAAUUUGCUUGGAGACUUGCUCCGGCUCCAAGAGCUCCAUCUGGUGGGGGGAUCAUUAUUACGCAUUGAAAAUGGAGCACUGAGGGGUUUGACACAUUUCAAAUUGCUGAAUGUGUCCAGAAACCUUCUCACCACACUUGAGGGGGCAGCUUUUCAUUCAGUGGACACCCUAAAAACUCUGGGACUUGAUAACAACCCACUGGCAUGUGACUGCCGCUUACUUUGGGUGGUGCAAAGACGAUUGUAUCUAGACUUUGGUGGAAAACCACCAACUUGCACUACCUCAGUCCAGCUGCAAGGCUGGAGUGUUUUAGACUUUACUGAAACUGAGAUUCCAGGUCUGCUCACAUGUCGGCAGCCUCGUAUUCUGAAUCGCAAAUCUCAAGAUGUGAGAGUAGAUCAAGGACACACGGUAGCAUUUUACUGCAAUGCAGAAGGUGACCCUCUGCCAUCUGUUACCUGGCUAGACCCACAACUUAAACCUUUAUCAUCCAUUGGUAGAAUACGGGCUCUCUCUAAUGGCUCGCUGGAGGUGCGCUAUGCUCAACCUCAAGACAGUGGCACCUAUCUCUGUGUGGCAUCUAAUGCAGCAGGAAAUGAUAGCCUGCCUGUCAGCCUGCGAGUUCAAGCCUUUGCAUCAUCUUCUAAAAAUCAUUUUCGACUUAAAGGUUGGUUUGCUUUUCCGUCUGCCUCUCCGGGUGUGAACGAAACUCAGAAAUUUCCGUUUGAUAUCAAGACGUUACUGAUAGCAGCAACCAUUGGGUUCCUCUCAUUUUUCAGCUCUGUGAGCGUAUGUUUCAUUUUCAUGUUCUUCUGGAGUAAGAGCAAAGGGCAAAUUAAGCACACAGCCACAAUAGCGUAUGUGCCACGAAGCACCAUGUCAAGUAGUAAUGGAGGGACAGGUAACUAUAUGGAGACAAGCAGGUUCACCAUGAAACUGUUAUGAAUCAGUAAGUAAAAAGCCUAUUUUCACUUGGUACAGCUUGGUAUAUUAAGAAUUUAUAAAUCACAAAAUGUAAAACUUUCUGGACAUCAGUGGAAUUUUAAAACACGUCAACUCAUCCAACAGAGGCUGACUGUUGAUAAUUUAAUGUAAAUAUAAGCAUGUUCACUAUAACCUCUGUUGUGUCUAACCAAGAGAUGGACACUAUUUUUUCAUGUCUGUCUCCUCCAUCAGAUAGAACUUCCAUUACAACAAAGCCUGAAUUUAAAUAAACCAAAGUAAGCAAUAUUUAAUAGAACAAUGCAUGUGACGUGUAGAGACAUGAGUUAUUCAGUUAUCUGCUUGCUGCUUUGGCCUUUUUGAUGUAUUUAUACAGAAAUGGUUUGAACUCAGCACAGGGCAUGUGCAAAAUUCUAUUUAUAUUUGUAGGCUUGCUGGCUGACUAAUGUUAUGGUUUAUUUGUUGGAUUUUCUCAUUUUGUUUCUAAAGACCAGAUGCAAUAGUAGACUUACAUAAAUAAGUAAAAUAAUUAUUGACCUCAGAUGGUAGUCAUAAGAUAACUAGAUUUUAAUAAGAUGGAUGUUAACCUUACAUUAAAUACCUUAUUUUGAAUAUACACAAUGAGUGCAUCUAUAUACCGUGUCAUUUCUACUUAAUUUGAACAUACUGUAUAUGCUUUGCUUGCAUUCUAAUAUUGUCACUUUACUGUCACAUUGUCACAUUUGUCCUCUUUAAUGGAUGUAUUCCAUGUAGUUUUUUAAAAAUUCCCCAAUAAAGCACUUCACUUCCUAAAAGUAGUAUAUAAUAAAAUGAUUGUCCUUUCAG